Molecule: messenger RNA, 1093 nt
Organism: Bactrocera oleae (olive fruit fly)
Lineage: Eukaryota; Metazoa; Arthropoda; Insecta; Diptera; Tephritidae
Cellular component (GO): extracellular region
Molecular function (GO): chitin binding
Source: RefSeq, a predicted model, not a curated record
GUCGAAUGAAAUUUUAUGGAUGAUUUGUUAGAUAUAAAUAGGCGGAUGUUGCUAUAAAUCAUCGCAGUUACUAGUAAAUUAAAACGACGAACAGUGUUUUGUCUAGUGAAAGCAAUAAUAAAAACGAGAAAAAUUAAUAAAAGUCGGAUUUUGAGUUACGAAAAUGUUUGGAAAAAUAGUAACAAUUUGUAUGUUUGUGGUGUUGGCGUCAACAUUAGUCUCGAGUCAGUCGCAAUGUGGCGUUUGUAUGCCGAAUUUCGCGCAAUGCAUAAAUGAGACCAGCUAUCGACUAUGCUAUGAAGCGACGACAAUGGAACCGGUUGAUGAUGAAGUCUACACUUGCAAAUCCAAUGAAUACUGCACGGAUUCCGAAAAUAUAUGUGAGGCGAACCCUGAUGGUGUAAACAUUAUAGCAGUUUGUGCAGCUCAGCAAAGUUCUGCAACAUGUAGCACAUGUACGGGCAAAACAAAUGGACAGCUUGUUUGUUUAAGCACAACGGAAUUCGGUAUAUGUAGAGGUACUACAACGGUGGAGUCUACUAAUCCCCUCCCUUGCCCGACAGAUCAAUUGUGCAGUGAAGAAUUAGUUUCUCAAUAUAAUUUGAAGAAAGUAUGUGCGCCGCAAGCUGUGCUCGAUUACUUUGAAAUAAGUGCCACUUGUGCAAAUGAAGAUGCGGUAACUCAAGCCACCACUAAAGCAACAACAGCGGCAAUAGAUACAAUCAGUUUAUGCGAAAGCUCGGGCAAAACCGGAUCGUAUUUCCAAAUAGCAAAUGCGGAGAAUUGUCAAACAUAUAUUUAUUGUCAACGUGAUGGCAACUCCUUUAUAUCAAUGGUUAUGCAAUGUAGGGCCGCUAUGUUUUACAGCGUAGCGCAGAAUAAAUGCAUUAGUGCUGUACAGUGCCCACAAUGAUUGCGAAAAGAUGAAUAUAAAGUGAGCAAGCUUGAAGAAUAAGAAAGUACACAUACGAGUUUUCAAAGUUUAAAAAAAUAUAGAUACAUUUAAUAUAUAGCUUGUACACUCAUACAUACAUAUGUAUGUAUGUAUAUAUAUAUACAAAUAAAGCUAAAUGGAAAAAUGAAAUUCUUUAAA